AUGACGAGUUUCUAUUUCGUUUUAGCCACUACCAUUGACAACACUGGAGAACAGUUUGUAGCAGCAUUCUUCAGGAAUCUAGAUUUGUCCAAAUUUGACGCUUACCUCAUUGUUGCUGGCGUGCUUGACGUAAAUGUGACAGUAAACGUCAUUUACGAGCAAGAAAUUAAUAAAUUUGGCUCUCCUCUCCAACUUAGUCCAGGGGUUGUGAAGCAAAUCACUUUGAAAGAACAUAAUGGGGAAACUAACAUGCUGUUUCCUGUUCUCAGAAUAGUGGCGUCACAUCCGGUUAGCAUCACAGCUUUCUCCGAUGGUCCAUCGUCAGCUGCGUCAUAUCUUGUCUUUCCGCUAGAUGUUGCUGGUGAAGAGUACAGAAUGAUGCCUUUCUGCCAAAAUUCAGAAAAUAGUAUUUGUGUUUGUUCGAUCGUAAGCUUAAAAAAGAAUACCAUGGUAAUUUUAGAGAAUAAAAACCAUGGCAACAUAUCGGUCUUUACCCCCGAACACGCUGUGGGAAAGAACACAAUUGACCACUUGUCCCUACCAAACACUAGAACUCGUUUUCUCGUUAAAGAAAUUUACAGUCACGUGUCAUUGGAGAGCCAAGACGAUUUCACAGGGCUUUUGUUGCGAGCCAACAGUUCUGUAGUUGUGUUCUGCGGUGGAAGAAAACAGGAUGCUACCAUGUCCAUGGAACAGAUACCACCCGUUGAUUACUACGGUAAACAUUUCUAUACAUUCCCUAUUGCCUAUAACUCCAUGUCUCCCUCAAAACUCCGAUUUGUCUCCCAUCACAACUGCACUAAUAUUACAACGGUACAGGGCCAUUACUGGCUAGAUGCCGGCGAAAUUCAGGAGAUUUCUACUAAAAAGGUCGUUACCAGCCAUAUUUCCUCCGACAAACCCAUUGCAAUUAUGCAGAUCUUCUCUGGUUAUGUACCCAACAGUAGGUACCUCAGUUAUCACGAAGGCCUGUUAUUGUUGCCUGCCAUUGACCAGUAUGUGUCGACUGUGAUUAUUCCUCGACGAAACAGAAAGAACAGGGCAAAGAUUAUGAAGAUGUUCGUGGGACUGAUCACUGACGUAUGCUACACUCUUCAGUCUUUUUCUGGAGACAAGAGUAUCCUUAAGAAAACUUUGAGUAGUGGAAUUAUCGUGGAAUAUGACGACAGUGGUGUGGCUGUUAAUCUAACACGGGAUUACAACUGUAAAAUUUGUAAAGGGGGUUUUGGAGGGUACGCAUUUCGAACAAAUAUUCAUGGCAACGAGGCUUCAUUUAGUACAAUUGGAUAUAAUUUUAUUUCUAGAGAGAUUGAAAAUCUUCAACACCUUACAAAACCUUGUGGAAAUAAACAAGAGGAUACUUCUACUCAAGAUACAUCUGAAACACGGGCACAACACCUAACCAUUAAUAUGACUCUGAGCUCCACAGAGUCUACCCAAUCAUCUACUGCUGAAACCACAUCAACAUGGACCGAAAUUUCUGAUGUCACCGAUAUAGAGAGUAAACAAACAACGGUUUCAUCAGAGCCAACGAUAUCACAGUGCUCUAGAUGUCCAUGUCAUCCAAAGCCAACUCCCACUUACCCCCAAACGACAGAGGAAGAACUUCAGGAGAAAAUCUUGGAAAUCAAGAGAGACCUCAAGAUCAAGAAAAACGAUCUCUCGUCCUAUCGUCGGAGCAAAACAAGUGCCGGUGAUGAACGGAUCUCUGCUAAGGGUAUUGGAAUCGUAGGUGCCAGUAUCCUCUGUUCGAUCGUAUCCCUCAUUGUGAUAAUGGACUUCCCCACCCUGGCCCAUCAGACAAUUGUCUUAUGGAGGAACAUGCGUGGGUGUCUGCGAGGAGAACCAUAAAUUGAUUUU
Messenger RNA from Saccostrea echinata, 1860 nucleotides. RefSeq lists its product as uncharacterized. The coding region runs from base 1 to 1851 and encodes 616 amino acids. The record is from RefSeq and is a predicted model, not a curated record. The transcript is spliced from 3 exons. NCBI's taxonomy places the organism in Eukaryota, Metazoa, Mollusca, Bivalvia, Ostreida, Ostreidae.